UUUCUACAACUAAUCUCCCGACUCGAAUCUUCCCCCUUCGAGCCAAAAAAGUCACCGUAUCUCCCUCAACCCACGUCAUACUUGGCCCGAAUCAAAGCUCCACGAGCUCCCCCUGAUUCAUGACGGCCACCCUCUGAGAUACCCGCGAAUUUCCCCAAACAAAUUAACGCAAUCAUGACCGAAAUCACAGCAGCCAACGGCACAGGCCGGACUGUGCCUCAAGUUAAUGGCAAGGCCUCCUACGCCGAGAAGCACCAAAUUGCCGACCACUUCAUUGGUGGCAACAAGUUGAGCAACGCCCCGGCCUCCAAGGUCAAGGAUUUUGUUGCCCAGCAAGAUGGUCACACCGUCAUCACCAACGUCCUGAUCGCCAACAACGGUAUCGCGGCCGUCAAGGAGAUCCGUUCGGUGCGGAAAUGGGCGUACGAGACGUUCGGCGACGAGAAGGCCAUCCAGUUUACCGUCAUGGCCACCCCUGAGGAUCUGGCAGCCAACGCCGACUACAUCCGUAUGGCCGACCACUACGUCGAAGUCCCCGGCGGCACCAACAACCACAACUACGCCAACGUCGAACUUAUUGUGGACAUUGCUGAGCGUAUGAACGUUCACGCUGUCUGGGCUGGAUGGGGUCACGCUUCGGAAAACCCCAAGCUUCCCGAGUCUCUCGCUGCCUCCCCCAAGAAGAUUGUCUUCAUCGGACCCCCGGGAUCCGCCAUGCGAUCUCUUGGUGACAAGAUUUCUUCCACAAUCGUCGCACAGCACGCCGAGGUGCCCUGCAUUCCCUGGUCCGGAACUGGUGUCAACGCCGUCGAAAUCGACAGCCACGGCAUCGUCACCGUUGCCGACGACACCUACAUCAAGGGUUGCGUCACCUCGUGGCAGGAGGGUCUGGAGAAGGCCAAGGCCAUUGGCUUCCCCGUCAUGAUCAAGGCAUCAGAGGGUGGUGGUGGCAAGGGUAUCCGCAAGGCCCUCUCCGAGGAGGGCUUCGAGCAGCUCUACAAGGCCGCCGCUGGCGAGAUUCCCGGUUCUCCCAUCUUCAUCAUGAAGUUGGCCGGCAACGCGAGACAUUUGGAAGUGCAGCUGCUCGCUGAUCAGUACGGCAACAACAUCUCCCUCUUUGGCAGAGAUUGUUCCGUCCAGCGUCGUCACCAGAAGAUUAUCGAGGAGGCCCCCGUCACCAUCGCCAAGGACAUCACCUUCAAGGCUAUGGAGGACGCUGCCGUCCGUCUCGGAAAGCUCGUCGGUUACGUCUCGGCUGGCACAGUCGAGUACCUGUACUCCCACGCCGACGACAAGUUCUACUUCCUUGAGUUGAACCCCCGUCUCCAAGUCGAGCAUCCUACCACGGAAAUGGUCAGCGGUGUCAACUUGCCCGCCGCCCAGCUCCAGAUUGCCAUGGGUAUCCCCCUGCACAGAAUCCGCGACAUUCGUCUGCUGUACGGCGUCGACCCUAGGACAUCCACUGAGAUCGACUUUGAGUUCAAGCAGGAGGGCAGCGAGAAGACGCAGCGUCGCCCGAGACCCAAGGGUCAUACCACGGCCUGCAGAAUCACCUCCGAGGACCCCGGUGAAGGUUUCAAGCCUUCCAACGGUGUCAUGCACGACCUGAACUUCAGGAGUAGUUCCAACGUUUGGGGUUACUUCUCCGUCAGUACCGCUUCGAGUAUUCACAGCUUCUCCGACUCCCAAUUUGGUCACAUUUUCGCCUACGGCGAGAACCGUGCUGCUUCUCGCAAGCACAUGGUUGUUGCCUUGAAGGAGCUGAGUAUUCGUGGUGACUUCCGCACGACGGUCGAGUACCUCAUCAAGCUUUUGGAGACGGAGGCUUUCGAGGACAACACCAUCACUACCGGCUGGCUCGACGAGCUCAUCACCAAGAAGCUGACUGCUGAGCGUCCGGACCCCAUGCUGGCCGUCGUCUGCGGUGCUGUCACCAAGGCUCACCUUGCCAGCGAGGCUUGCAUGACAGAGUACCGUACCAGCUUGGAGAAGGGUCAAGUCCCCUCCAAGGACAUCCUCAAGACUGUCUUCGCCAUUGACUUCAUCUACGAGGGGUUCCGCUACAAGUUCACUGCCACCCGUGCCAGCACUGACAGCUACCACCUCUUCAUCAACGGAUCCAAGUGCUCGGUCGGCGUUCGUGUCCUCAGUGACGGUGGUCUGCUGAUCCUCUUGGACGGCCGCUCCCACAGCGUCUACUGGAAGGAGGAGGUUGGCGCGACUCGUCUGUCCGUCGACGGCAAGACCUGCUUGCUCGAGCAGGAGAACGAUCCUACCCAGCUGCGCACUCCGUCCCCCGGUAAGCUCGUCAAGUACCUGGUUGAGAACGGCGAGCACGUCAAGGCUGGCCAGCCCUUCGCCGAGGUCGAGGUCAUGAAGAUGUACAUGCCUCUGAUCGCCGCGGAGGACGGUUUCGUCCAGCUCAUCAAGCAGCCGGGAGCCACUCUCGAGGCUGGUGAUAUUCUCGGAAUCCUCGCUCUGGAUGAUCCGAGCCGCGUCAAGCAGGCUCAGCCUUUCGUUGGCCAACUCCCCGUUUACGGCGAGCCCGUCGCCGUCGGUACCAAGCCCGCUCAGCGAUUCGAUCUUCUGCACAACACCCUGAAGAACAUUCUGCUCGGCUACGACAACUCGGUCAUCAUGGCUUCUACUCUGAAGCAGUUGGUCGAGGUCCUUCGCAACCCCGAGUUGCCAUACAGCCAGUGGAAUGCUCAAUUUGCCGCUCUGCACAGCCGUAUGCCCCAGAAGUUGGACAGCCAGUUCUCCCAGAUCGUCGACCGCGCCAAGACCCGCCACGCCGAUUUCCCUGCGAAGCCUCUGCACAAGGCUUUCCACAGGUUCCUCGAGGAGAACGUCGCCGCUGGCGAUGCCGACAUGCUCAAGACCACCCUCGCGCCUUUGACCGACGUCCUCAACGCUUAUUCCGAGGGCCAGAAGGCGCACGAGUUGAACAUCGUCAAGGAACUGCUGGCCUCGUACAUUGAGAUCGAGCGCCUGUUCACUGGUUAUGGAACCCAGGAAGACAGCGUCAUCCUCAAGCUGCGUGACCAGAACAAGGACGACAUCCGCAAGGUUGUCCAGACUGUUCUGUCCCACAGCCGUGUCGGUGCCAAGAGUUCGCUCAUCCUCGCCAUUCUUGAGGAGUACCGCCCCAACAAGCCCAACGUUGGAAACGUUGCCAAAUACCUUCGCCCGGCGUUGCAGGAGUUGACCGAGCUCCAGUCCUCCCGCACCACCUCCAAGGUCUCCCUCAAGGCCCGCGAGAUCAUGAUCCAGUGCUCUCUGCCUUCCUUGGAGGAGCGCACUGCUCAGAUGGAGCACAUCCUUCGCUCUUCCGUCGUAGAGUCACGCUACGGUGAGGCUUCUUGGGACCACCGUGAGCCCAGCCUCGAGGUCAUCAAGGAGGUCGUCGACUCCAAGUACACCGUCUUCGACGUCCUGACCCUUUUCUUCGCCCACGAGGACCCCUACGUUUCUGUUGCUGCCCUCGAGGUCUACGUCCGUCGUGCCUACCGUGCCUACAUCCUGAAGCAGAUCGAGUACCACUCUGACGAGAGCGACACGCCUCUUUUCGUCACUUGGGACUUCGCUCUGCGCAAGAUUGGCCAGAGCGAGUACGGUCUGCCUUUGCAGUCUGCGGCGCCUUCUUCUCCCGCCACGCCCAGCGCGAGCGGCGGCUCGUUUGACUUCAAGCGCAUCCACUCCAUCAGUGACAUGUCCUACCUCAACCACAAGUGGGACUCGGAGCCCAACCGCAAGGGUGUGAUCGUGCCCGUCAAGUACCUCGACGAUGCCGAGGACCUGCUCGGCAAGGCCCUCGAGACCCUCGCUCUCUCGGACAAGGCGAGAAAGCGCAGCACCCCCGGUCUUAUCCCCGACUUGAGCGGCAAGCGCAAGCCCACCACGGCCAAGGUUGACUCUGAUGAGCUCUCUGCUGUCAUCAAUGUCGCCGUCCGCGACGCCGAGAGCAAGAGUGACCAGGAGAUUCUCUCUCGCAUUGUUCCCAUCGUUGAGCAGUUCAAGGAGGAUCUCCUGAACCGCAACGUCCGUCGCAUCACCUUCAUCUGCGGCCGCAACGACGGUGCCUACCCUGGAUACUACACGUUCCGUGGCCCCGAGUACGUUGAGGAUGACAGCAUUCGUCACAGCGAGCCCGCUCUUGCCUUCCAGCUCGAGCUCGGCAGACUGGCCAAGUUCCACAUCAAGCCCGUCUUCACCGAGAACAAGAACAUCCACGUUUACGAGGGUAUCGGCAAGGCUGUCGACGGCGACAAGCGCUACUUCACCCGUGCCGUCAUUCGUCCCGGCCGUCUCCGUGACGAGAUCCCUACCGCCGAGUACCUGAUCUCCGAGGCUGACCGUGUCAUCAACGACAUCUUCGACGCCCUCGAAAUCAUUGGCAACAACAACUCGGAUUUGAACCAGGUCUUCAUCAACUUCACCCCUGUGUUCCAGCUGCACCCCCAAGAGGUCGAGAGCAGUCUGCAGGGCUUCCUCGACCGCUUCGGAGCCCGUGCUUGGCGCCUGCGUGUUGCCCAGGUCGAGAUCCGCAUCAUCUGCACCGACCCUCAGACUGGCGUUCCCUACCCCCUGCGUGUCAUCAUCACCAACACCUCUGGAUACGUUGUUGAUGUCGACAUCUACGCCGAGCGCAAGUCCGAGAAGGGCGAGUGGGUCUUCAACAGCAUCGGUGGUACCAAGGAGAAGGGCCCUAUGCACUUGCUGCCGGUCUCGACCCCUUACCCGACCAAGAACCCUCUGCAGCCCAAGCGUUACAAGGCUCAUCUGAUGGGCACCCAGUACGUGUACGACUUCCCCGAGCUGUUCCGCCAGGCCAUCCAGAACAGCUGGACCCAGUCUGUCAAGAAGCACGGCGCCGUCGGCGGACAGCAGCCCAAGUCGGGCGAGUGCGUCACCUACACCGAGCUCGUCUUGGACGACAAGGACACCCUCCAGGAGGUCAACCGCGAGCCCGGUACCAACACCUGCGGUAUGGUCGGUUGGAUCUUCCACGCCAAGACCCCCGAGUACCCCAAGGGUCGCAAGUUCAUUGUCGUUGCCAACGAUAUCACAUACAUGAUUGGUAGCUUCGGCCCCAAGGAGGACAACUACUUCUACAAGUGCACCGAGCUUGCCCGCAAGCUUGGCAUCCCUCGCAUCUACCUGUCGGCCAACUCCGGUGCUCGUCUGGGUGUCGCCAACGAGCUCAUGCCCCACUUCAAGGUCGCGUGGAACGACGCCAGCAAGCAGGACAACGGCUUCAAGUACCUCUACCUCGACGACGAGGCCCAGAAGCGCUUCUCCAAGGAUGUCAUCACCGAGGUCAUAUCCGAGGAUGGCGAGAAGCGCCAUAAGAUUGUUACCAUCAUCGGUUCCGAGGACGGCCUUGGUGUCGAGUGCUUGAGGGGCUCCGGUCUCAUCGCCGGUGCCACCAGCAAGGCCUACAACGACAUUUUCACCAUUACCCUGGUGACUUGCCGUUCCGUUGGUAUCGGUGCCUACCUUGUCCGUCUCGGCCAGCGCGCCGUCCAGAUCGAGGGCCAGCCCAUCAUCCUCACUGGCGCCCCUGCGCUGAACAACGUUCUUGGCCGUGAGAUUUACACCUCCAACUUGCAGCUUGGUGGUACUCAGAUCAUGUACCGCAACGGUGUCUCCCACAUGACUGGUACCGACGACUUUGAUGGUGUCUCCAAGAUUGUCGAGUGGAUGUCCUUUAUCCCCGAGAAGCGCGGCAGCCCCAUCCCCGUCAGCCCCAGCACGGAUGUCUGGGACCGCGACGUCGUCUACACCCCUCCCCAGAAGCAGCCUUACGACGUCCGAUGGAUGAUUGGUGGUCGCCCCACGGAGGAGGGUGACUUCGAGCCCGGUCUGUUCGACAAGGACUCCUUCGUUGAGACCCUUGGCGGCUGGGCUCGCACUGUCGUUGUUGGCCGUGCUCGUCUCGGUGGUAUCCCCAUGGGUGUCAUCGCGGUCGAGACCCGCUCGGUCGAGAACAUCACCCCUGCCGAUCCCGCCAACCCCGAUUCUAUCGAGCAGGUGACGAACGAGGCCGGUGGUGUGUGGUACCCCAACUCGGCCUUCAAGACUGCCCAGGCCAUCAACGACUUCAACAACGGUGAGCAGCUGCCUCUCAUGAUCCUCGCCAACUGGAGAGGUUUCUCUGGCGGCCAGCGCGACAUGUACAACGAGGUUUUGAAGUACGGUUCCUACAUCGUUGACGCCCUCGUCAAGUUCGAGCAGCCCAUCUUUGUCUACAUUCCUCCCUUUGGUGAGCUUCGUGGCGGUUCUUGGGUCGUCGUCGACCCCACCAUCAACCCCGAGGCCAUGGAGAUGUACGCCGAUGUCGAUGCUCGCGGUGGUGUGCUCGAGCCCGAAGGCAUUAUUGGUAUCAAGUACCGCAAGGACAAGCAGCUCGAGACCAUGGCUCGUCUGGACCCCGUUUACGCCUCUCUUAAGAAGCAGAUGGCAACCGACCUUCCGAAGGAGCAAGCCGACGAGCUCAAGAAGAAGAUGACGAUCCGCGAGAAGCAGCUCCUGCCUGUUUACUCGCAGAUCGCCAUUCAAUUCGCCGACCUUCACGACCGCUCCGGCCGCAUGAAGGCCAAGGGUGUCAUCCGUGACCAGCUCGAGUGGGUCAACUCUCGACGCUUCUUCUACUGGCGCCUGCGCCGUCGUCUCAACGAGGAGUACCUCCUUCGCCGCAUGUCCUCGACUGUCCUUACGUCCACCUCGGGCUCUGACAUCAAGGCACCCGAGGCCCGCAAGCGCAACCUCCAGUUCCUCGAGAGCUGGUCGGGCGUCGUCAACUUCGACACUGCUGAUCGCGAGGUGUCUGAGUGGUACGAGGCCAACCGCAAGUCUAUCACGGACAGGAUCGAGUCCGUCAAGGCCGACAACCUGGCUACUGAGUUGAGCUCAGUCCUGAGGACCAACAAGAACGCCGCCAUGCGCGGUGUUCGCGACGUCAUCCGCACGAUGCCGCCUGAGGAGCGUGACCAGAUCCUCAAGUAUCUGCGCGAUUAGAUGACUCAACUUGGGGAGAGUCGAUUGGCGUAAUAACAUGGGGUGUACGGGUGUCAUUGGUAUAUUUGUUUAGACGGUGUGAGUUUCU
Colletotrichum destructivum is the source of this 7108-nucleotide messenger RNA. Its product is annotated as Putative biotin/lipoyl attachment, biotin-binding, biotin carboxylase-like domain-containing protein. Gene Ontology annotation, biological process: fatty acid biosynthetic process. Gene Ontology annotation, cellular component: mitochondrion. The transcript has 3 exons. The record is from RefSeq and is a predicted model, not a curated record. Gene Ontology annotation, molecular function: ATP binding; acetyl-CoA carboxylase activity; metal ion binding. NCBI's taxonomy places the organism in Eukaryota, Fungi, Ascomycota, Sordariomycetes, Glomerellales, Glomerellaceae. The coding region runs from base 175 to 7020 and encodes 2281 amino acids.